CAAUUGCGGGGUAUCGAUACAAGUGAGAAGCGACUUUGGAGUCGAACUACUCACUUCGUCAAAUAGUAUCAAAAACAUAGUAGACAAUGGAACUGAACUACACAGCAGAGGACCCAAUCGCCUUCCCCUUCAAAAUGGUGUCGGGGGAAGUUCAGCAACAUAUGCUGGGCUGGAACAUUCCUGCAGAACACCAAAGCCUGGUGCACGAACACUGGCGCCAGUUUCCAGCGGUAGACAAGUUCUCUCACUACCUUCUGGCACUCAUCUAUUUCAUCCUGAUGAUUUCCUCUAUCACCGGCAACUCGCUUGUUAUUUGGAUCUUCAGCACAUCCAAAUCACUUCGAUCUGCAAGCAACAUGUUCAUUGUCAAUCUGGCUAUAUUCGAUUUAACCAUGAUGCUGGAGAUGCCCCACUUAAUAGUGAACUCGUUUUAUCAAAGAAUGCUUGGCGAUCAGAUUGGGUGUGACAUUUAUUCCGUAUUCGGAGCCUUAUCAGGGAUCGGUGGAUCAAUUACAAAUGCUGUCAUAGCUUACGACAGAUAUAAGACUAUCUCGUGCCCGAUCGAUGGUCGCAUCAACAAAGUGCAAGCAUCCAUCUUGAUUGCAAUCACCUGGAUGUGGGCAAUGCCAUUCACUCUUCUACCCUGGACUCGAGUCUGGGGCCAAUUUACAACUGAGGGUUUCCUUACCACUUGCUCAUUUGAUUUCUUGAGCGAAGAUCAAGAUACAAAAGCCUUCGUUGCGUGCAUAUUCUGCUGGAGCUACGUCAUUCCCAUGACUCUGAUUUGCACAUUCUACUCUAAAUUAUUUGUUGCGGUACGUCAUCAUGAGAAAAUGCUGAAGGAGCAGGCCAAGAAAAUGAACGUCAAAUCCUUGGCUUCGAACAAGGAAGAUGCUGGUAAGAGCGUGGAGAUCAGGAUAGCGAAGGUGGCCUUCACAAUCUUCUUCCUAUUCGUUUGCUCUUGGACUCCCUACGGUGUCGUUGCUAUGAUUGGAGCUUUCGGUGACAGGUCUCUUCUUACACCUGUAGUCACAAUGAUUCCAGCUGUCUUCUGUAAAACUGUCUCCUGUAUCGAUCCUUGGGUUUAUGCUAUUAACCACCCAAGAUUCCGGGCUGAAUUGGAGAGGAGAGUUCCAUGGAUGGGUGUCCGUGAACCCGACCCAGACGCGACUUCCACUAACGCCAGUACAUCGACAACACCAGCUGAUGCCUAAAAGUUUUAUAACAGCAGAUUUACUUUAUAGACCAAAGCAUGGAGAAGGGACACGAUUAAAUUUAGAGAAUGGCCUCUUCACAUUUGUCAGGGCGGAUUAAGGUAAAAUAAAUUGUUUUAAAAUCUUUUUUUGACGGUUUAAUGUGCAUUGCGAAGGCAUAACCGUGUUGCGAAUGAUCCAAUCCUGUUGAUAAAUAUGGGGAGACCGUUUCUAUCACAGCAGCUUUAUUAUAAGAAAAUGUAAUUGUAAGUACUUGAAUGUAAAAAAGAAAUGUAAAUGUUUCUAACCAAAAACAACUGAUGACACCGACGACUAUGGCUUUUUUAUCGAGCAAUUAAAAAUUAAUUAAAA
Messenger RNA from Pieris napi, 1565 nucleotides. RefSeq names its product opsin-3-like. The record is from RefSeq and is a predicted model, not a curated record. The coding region runs from base 87 to 1214 and encodes 375 amino acids. Gene Ontology annotation, cellular component: membrane. Lineage: Eukaryota; Metazoa; Arthropoda; Insecta; Lepidoptera; Pieridae. The transcript has 8 exons. Gene Ontology annotation, biological process: G protein-coupled receptor signaling pathway; visual perception. Gene Ontology annotation, molecular function: G protein-coupled receptor activity.